CCUUUUGUGGGAAGCUCAGUCCCUGUUGUCAAUAGUUGAAUUAAAUGGGGCAUACGAGGUAAAAGUCAGAGGAUUUAGUGCCAAAAUAGCUCUUAAAGACAAUCUUUUAAUUAAUUUUAAAGAUGAAGAAACAGACCUCAGCUGUUGAAUUGGGGUGAAUUGAAUUAAGAUUUAACGGAGUCACAGCUUACUAGCAGAACUGGGAAGUAUUUCUGAUCAGAAAAAGAUACCGCCUCUCUUAGACCAGUUUUCCACCUGCCAUGAUCAAGUGUUUGUCUGAGGAAGUGCAAGCUAAACUUCGUUCUGGUGUGGCUAUCAGCUCCCUUAGCCAGUGCGUUGAAGAACUUGCCCUCAAUAGCAUUGACGCUGAAGCAAAAUGUGUGGCUGUGAGAGUAAACGUAGAAACUUUCAAGAUUCAGGUUAUAGACAAUGGCUCUGGGAUGGAAAGGGGUGAUAUAGAGAGGGUGGGAAAACAAUAUUUCACCAGCAAAUGCAAAUCUGUACAAGACUUAGAGAACCCAAAGUUUUAUGGUUUCCGAGGGGAGGCAAUAUCAAGCAUAGUAAAUAUGGCCAGUGCUGUAGAAAUUUCAUCCAAAACAAACAGGACAGUGGAAACUUUUGUGAAACUGUUUCAGAAUGGGAAAGCCCUGGAAGCUUGUGAAGCUGAGUUGACUAGGCCAAGUUCAGGGACAACAGUUACUGUAUGUAACCUGUUUUACCAGUUACCAGUGAGGAGGAAAUGCAUGGAUCCCAGACUGGAGUUUGAGAAGGUUAGGCAGAGGAUUGAAGCACUUUCACUCAUGCACCCCUCUAUCUCCUUCUCCUUGAGAAAUGAUAUUUCUGGUUCUAUGGUUCUUCAGCUCCCCAAAACCAAAGAUACACGCUCUCGAUUUUGUCAAAUUUAUGGAUUGGGUAAGUCACAAAAGUUGAGAGAAAUCAAUUUUAAACAUAAAGAAUUUGAACUUAAUGGACAUAUCAGUUCUGAAGGAUAUUAUAAUAAAAAUUUGCAGUUUUUGUUUGUGAACAAAAGACUGGUUUUAAAGACAAGAUUGCAUAAACUCAUUGACUUUUUAUUAAGGAAAGAAAGUAUUAUUUGUAGGCCAAAGGGCGGCCCUGCAAGUAAGCAAAUGAAUUCAAGCCCUCCUCGGCAUAAGUCAAACCUAGAACUCCAUGGGAUCUAUGUAAUCAAUGUCAAAUGCCAUUUUUGUGAGUAUGAUGUAUGCCUAGAUCCAGCAAAAACGCUAAUUGAAUUUAGGGACUGGGAUACUGUCUUGGUUUGUGUUCAGGAAGGGAUAAAAACUUUUUUAAAACAAGAACAAUUAUUUAUAGAAUUGUCAGGUGAUGACAUUAAAGAAUUUAAUGAAGACGGUGGUUUGACCUUAUUCAGUGCUAUUCUUCAGCCUGUGGCCUCUGAUGAAAAAUAUGUCCAGAACAACUUUCAGGAAGCAUGCGAAAAUGUCAUGGAUUCAUGUGAAAUAUUUAAUAUGAAGUCUAAAACUGUGAAAAGAAAAGCCGUAGUGGAAAACAUUACUUUAAAGGCUUGUAGGAGUGACGAAAACAUCAAACAAAUAAAAGACUGCCAAGAGCUGACCAACGGUGACUCAAAUGAAAUGUGCUUUAAUGAUAUGAUGGAGUCAUCUGUACCUUGUCAAGAUGGUACCUGCUCAGGACCAAGUAUCUUAACACAACAGGAAGCCAAAUUCACAGAUUCUGAAAAAAAUAAUACUAAAAAUAUUUGUUUAGAACUUGAGCAUUCAGAAAAUCUCUGUGGAACCAGUUCAGAAGUAUUAAAAAGUUCUUUUUACACUCCAUAUCACUUUAAGGACAGUGGGGAAAAUCCAUCUCUCCAGAAGGAAAAGACCAACGAUAAUGGAAUAGUUGUCAACAGUGUUUGUGAGGGACAACAACAGAGACUUAAAGAUAUCCCUGAAAUAGCAUGCAAAUCUUCACCUUUUGGGAGAAUGCUAUUGGAGACAUGUGAUACACUUAAAGAAGACAAGAAAACAGAGAGAGAAUCCAACUGUGAUAGAGGAAAGACAGUUAUUAGUCAUGGACAAGUUCAGUUGUGCUCCACUGGUUUUAUAACUCAUGUGAUGCAAACCCAACAAUCAAAAGCAUCUGAAAUGGACUUUACAUUAAAAAAUAAUUUUCAACCUGGGCCUGUUAGUGCCAGGCAAAUAUUUGGAAACAAAACCCAAAGUUCAGUUGAGACCCCAAACAUAGACUUAAAUAUUCAUUUAAGUGAAGAAUCUGCUAAACCAGUCGACCAAAAUUUUUACAUAACAAAUAUGAAAGAUGGGCCGAAAAGCAAAACCAUAGGAAUCUAUGAAAAUAAGGCAUUUUUUCAAAAGAAAAGCAGUAAGCAGUCACAUACAAGUAACUUGUUAUCUAAUGCUUCCGUAACUUUUCCUUGGAAUGUACACAUUUCAAAUAACAGGAAAACAGAAAAGCUGAUUGGUUUUUCUAAACCCUUUGCUCAUAAGAAACUAAACUUAUUUUCACAGCCAGUGCCUUUAGAGAGGUUUAAGAGACAAUAUAGGAAGGCUGAGAGUCCUUUGCCUACAAGAAUUCAGGAUUUUGAAAUAACUACCAAUAAUAGUUCCCAAGUUCAACCUGACUUUUCCCAGAAAGAGAAUAGUCACUUAGACCACUCCAAUGUUUGCGAAAUUCCAACAAUAAAUAAUAGUGAAUCCAGUGAUAGUGACCAACCAGUUAGUCACAUCCUCUCAGAACAGUUCUCAACUUCCAAGAAAAAGGCGAUGUUGGAGCAGCAGAAUGCCUGUGUGAGAGAAAGUCCUAUAACACUGACUGACUAUUCUCAGUUUAACAGAAAACCUUUGAAUGUUAAUAGGCCAUUAGGAUCAUUAGCAUCUAAGCUAUCCAGAAUGAAAGGUCACAACAAAGAAGCUUUAAUUACUGAAACUAUAGGACAUUCUAAUGAUUUUUGCCAAUUCAGCUCCAAUACAGAAGACAGUAGUUUGUGCAGUGUGUUAGCCCAGGAGUCUCAUAAGUUACCCCAUAACAUGCUUAACAUCCCAGAUUCAGACACUGCUGUACAAGAUAAUACCUAUAAUAAAAAUACAAAUUCACCUUUUACUCACCAGUCAUUACUAAUCAAUACAACAGAGGACUACCCAAUGAGACAUAAUGUUCCCUUGGCAUUAUCCAGAAAUUCAUCUUUUGAGGUCUGUGAAGACCCAAGUAUCCCCACCAUAUCUUCAGAACAGCAAUCGGAAACAGCCGACCCUCCCAGCACGGUUUUAAUAAAUCAUGUAGACAUUUCAGCAGAUGAUCAAACUGCAGCUUGUUUUCAGAAAGAGAAUACCAAAACAAGAGUUUCUAAGGAUGAAGAGUCAAUGACACAUUCCUUUGAUUGGCAACAGCAUUUUGAUAUGUCAUUGGGUAGAACAGUCUAUGUCAACAAAAUAACUGGACUUAGCACAUUCAGUGCCCCCCCAGAGGAGAGUUUGGCCAGUUGUACGAAAGACCUAACAACCGUGGCUGUCAAUAUUGUCUCCAGAAACGGAUUUCAGUUCAGGUGCCAUCCAUUUAGAAGCAAGCUUGUCCUGCCCUUCCUUCGUAAAACUAGAGAAGAAAGGACCAUGAUGAGACAGGAAUACAGAGAUACUGUGGAUAAAGCUACUGGUACUGAUUCUCUCCAAACUUUGUUCUCAGAGUGGGAAAAUCCAGUGUUUGCCCGCUAUCCAGAGGUUGCUCUUGAUGUGAGCAGUGAACAGGCUGAGAGUCUAACAGUGAAAAUUCACAACAUCUUAUAUCCCUAUCGUUUUACCAAAGAGAUGGUUCAUUCGAUGCAGGUACUCCAGCAAGUGGAUAACAAGUUUAUUGCCUGUUUAAUGAGUACAAAACAGGAAGAGAAUGUUGGCACAGGUGGAAACCUGCUUGUCUUGGUAGAUCAGCAUGCUGCCCACGAGAGGAUCCGCUUAGAGCAGCUCAUUUGUGAUUCCUAUGAGAAGGAACAGCCAAAAAGCUUUCACCGCAAGAAAUUGCUGUCUUCUACCAUCUACCCACCACUGGAGGUCACAGUGACAGAGGAACAGAGGAGGCUCUUACAGUGUUACCACAAGGGUCUAGAAGAUCUGGGCCUGAAAUUCAUAUUUCCCGAUACCCCCAGCUCCCAUAUCCUUGUUGGGGAGGUGCCGCUCUGCUUUGUAGAAAGAGAAGCCAAUGAAGUUCGGAGGGGAAGACCUACUGUGACAAAAAGUAUCCUGGAGGAAUUUAUUCGAGAACAAGUAGAGCUGCUUCAGACUACAGGAGGAGCUCAAGGGACUUUGCCACUUACCAUCCAGAAGGUGUUAGCGUCCCAGGCCUGUCAUGGAGCUAUUAAGUUUAAUGACAGCCUGAGCCUAGAGGAGAGCUGUCGACUUAUUGAGGCUCUGUCUCGGUGCCAGCUGCCCUUCCAGUGUGCUCAUGGGAGACCUUCGAUGCUGCCCUUGGCAGACGUAGACCAUCUGGAACAGGAGAAACAGUAUCCUAAACCCAACCUUGCUAAACUUCGCAAAAUGGCCCGGGCCUGGCAUUUGUUUAAGAAAGUAGAGACUCAUGAUGAAAAGCAAAACAAAGGAUGAAACCACCUUGUGAACUUCCAUGAAUACAAGACUCUCUGGACAGGCCCCACAACUGUGAGAAGAUGAAGGGAAGUUGGCUGAAUAUGGCCGCAUACAGGAUGAAUCACUGCGGUUGUGACACUUUCCUUAGCAAGCCCAAUGCACAGAACUGACUGCAAAAGCAUAACAUCCUUUCUUGGGUAUCUCAAUAGGCAAACUGCCACAUAAUAAUUCAAAUCUGAAAGCUGCAUAAGGGGAAAUAUGUAAAUGUAUGCAUUUGUAUGAAUCAGGAGGUUGAAAAUACCUUUCCGUGUCUUAUUUUGGAGUAAAAUUUAAUA
Molecule: messenger RNA, 4903 nt
Organism: Vombatus ursinus (common wombat)
Lineage: Eukaryota; Metazoa; Chordata; Mammalia; Diprotodontia; Vombatidae
Gene: MLH3
Product: mutL homolog 3
Exons: 13
Coding region: 261-4586 (1441 amino acids)
Biological process (GO): mismatch repair
Cellular component (GO): mismatch repair complex
Molecular function (GO): ATP binding; mismatched DNA binding; ATP-dependent DNA damage sensor activity
Source: RefSeq, a predicted model, not a curated record